This is a messenger RNA of Lymnaea stagnalis (great pond snail), 1235 nucleotides long. The record is from the annotation of a GenBank genome assembly. NCBI's taxonomy places the organism in Eukaryota, Metazoa, Mollusca, Gastropoda, Lymnaeidae.
GAUUAUAUCCGGAAAUCUACUAGGAAAUUUGACAGAGCGGAGCAGAGUUUUUGUUUUACUAUACAAUAACACAAACAUUUACAUUUAUGAACCAUUUUUAAUGAGGUAAGACCUAAUAAUAUGUUACUAAGUCAUUUUAACACAUCAAACAAUUUAACAUAAGUGAAACAAAAGCUUAACAUUAUAUUUUUACAUUAUAUUAUAUUAGGAUGUUGGAUGUGUUUCAUUUUAGUUUUAUUUUUGGUGCUGGGUGGUCGAGUGCUCUAAAUUCCAAGCUUUUUGGUCUGGAGUUCAAUCCCUACCAAAGAUCAAGUCACGUAAAAACAUCACCAGUAAGCCGGGUGGAUGGAACAAUUUAAACUUAGAUGGCAAAUAAACUAAGAGAAAAACAUUCUUAAGCAAAAGCCAGGGAGUGAGUCUCGUAUGAGGAUAAAUGAAUAAAAUGACAAAUUUGGACACCUCCGAUGAAAGUAUUUAAAUAAAAAAAUUAAAUUUAAAAAAGAUAUGCAAUUGAGAAACUAGAUCGCCGAUUAACUUGAAAAAAGUCAUAUAAUUUGGCAGAACAUUUGACGCUAACCAUGAAUCAUAAAUAAUGAUUACCUAGGUGUGUAUGUAUGACUAUAACGCAGUGUUCAACAGGCGCGCAGAAUAAAAUUUCUCAAAAGCUAGCAUCUAUUGGCAAUGUUAUAAAGUCUGUUACUUGAAUGCACUGUUUUUCAAUAAAAGUUAGUGGUUUGCUAGUUUAAGCAUUUCUGCAGCCAAUAUAAAUUGAGAAAUAAAAACUUGAAAAAAACAGAAAUUUGACAAACAAUUUGUGUAAAUGUGUGUUCCUUCAACUGUCAUGUUGACACAAUUUUAAUGAAAUGCCUCAAAGAUCAAUUUUUUACUAAACCUUUCAUAAAUAAGCAUAGUUCGUUCUUAAAUUAAACUCUUUUAAAAUGUGUAUUUCUUUCGUUUGUUUUAUCUUUACAGAUUUUUUAACUGUUUAUCUGGAACCUGUUUAGAACCGUGCGUCGUGGGAACACAGCCUUCAAUGUCAUCCGACUUUUACAUGAUACCGAAAGAGAGACAACUUGCAAUAGACGGAAACAUAACUGACACACGGGUCAACUGUUUCAUAUAUCGAUUUCCCGUGGAUUCGAACUAUUCCUCCGUUAACAUUACAUGUGAAAAAACGGAACAAUCAUGCGACACAAAAAUAAGUGUUGUUACUUCUCAGCCUCCUUACUUAAGCC